This is a messenger RNA of Megalops cyprinoides (Indo-Pacific tarpon), 1696 nucleotides long. RefSeq names its product pituitary adenylate cyclase-activating polypeptide type I receptor-like. Gene Ontology annotation, biological process: adenylate cyclase-modulating G protein-coupled receptor signaling pathway; cell surface receptor signaling pathway. NCBI's taxonomy places the organism in Eukaryota, Metazoa, Chordata, Actinopteri, Elopiformes, Megalopidae. Gene Ontology annotation, molecular function: vasoactive intestinal polypeptide receptor activity; G protein-coupled peptide receptor activity; peptide hormone binding. The transcript is spliced from 13 exons. Bases 329 to 1696 code for a protein of 455 amino acids. Gene Ontology annotation, cellular component: plasma membrane. The record is from RefSeq and is a predicted model, not a curated record.
UCAGGGAGUCCGCGUCUGCGCUACCUGCUGCCGCUCAGCUUCUGACGCACCGAAGGCACGCUAAGGCGUUCCGCCAGUGAACUGACAGCGUGAGACCCAGGGAUUGAAGACGGGGAAAUCAAAGCUGUGGACAGGAUAUUCUCUUCGUUUUUAUUUUACACCAUGUCUUUGCAUCCGACUGGUGGCACCCUUAGUAGUUAAAUAAUAUUGUGCAGGAAUUUAUUUACUUGAUUAUUUAAACAGAGCAUCGCAAACCACCUAUAUCGGAUUCUGACGGUCUGCAAAAAAAAAGAAAAGAAAAGAAAAGAAAAGACUUUACAGACAAAACAUGACAGCUUUUGUUAAAACUUCGUCGACAUUAAGGUUGAUAUUGACCUUAUUCUUUCUAGGUCUCCAUCAGACAUUUUGGAAACAGACAGAUGCUAUCCACCCAGACUGUGCAAUCAUCAGCCAGCACAUGAAGGCCCAGGAGCUCUGCAUCCAAACCCGCAGAGAGGAGGCUCGCAACAAAACGCGGAGGCCAGGGUGUCGGACAGAGUGGGAUGAGAUACGCUGCUGGCACAGGGCCGACGUGGGUCAGGUGGUCAAUGUGUCGUGCUCGGAGGUGUCUCAGCUCUUCACCAACAACCAAGGCUAUAUCUCAAGGACCUGUACAAAGGAUGGCUGGACAGAACUCUACCCCUCGUACGAAGAGGCCUGUAAAUUUGGGGAGGAUGUGGAGACAGAGUCUGAGACGAUGUACUACUCGACCUUCAGGCAGGUGUACACCACGGGCUAUGCCACGUCACUCAUCUCUCUCAUAACAGCCAUCGUUGUGUUCACCGUCUUCAGGAAGUUCCACUGCACCAGGAACUACAUCCACAUGAAUCUGUUUGCCUCCUUCAUCCUACGGGCCAGCUCAGUGUUCGUCAAAGAUGGGGUGCUUUUUGCCGACGAGACCCUGGACCACUGCUUCAUGUCAACCGUUGCGUGUAAGUCUGCGGUGGCCUUCUUCCAGUUCAGCAUUCUAGCUAAUUACUUCUGGCUGCUGGUUGAGGGAAUGUAUCUGCAGACACUCCUGGCUUUGACCUUCGUCUCUCAGAAGAAAUACUUCUGGUGGUACAUUCUGAUUGGAUGGGGACUGCCAGUAUCAAUACUCACCGUGUGGGUGCUCACCAGAAACUUUUAUGAUGACAGUGGGUGCUGGGAUGACACAGAGAAUGCAGUGAUCUGGUGGAUCAUCAAGGGCCCAAUCACAGCGUCGCUGCUGGUCAACUUCAUCAUCUUCGUCAACGUGAUCCGUAUUCUGGUCCAGAAGUUAAAGUCGCCGGGGGUUGGAGGCAAUGACACCAGCCACUUUAUGAGGCUGGCUAAGUCCACCCUGUUCCUCAUCCCGCUGUUCGGGAUGCACUACAUGGUGUUCGCCUUCCUGCCGGAGAGCACGGGCGAGGCCGCCCGCCUCUACAUUGAGCUCGGCCUGGGGUCCUUCCAGGGAUUUGUUGUGGCUCUGCUGUACUGCUUCCUGAACGGAGAGGUGCAGGCGGAGAUGAAGAAGAGGAUGUGGAAGUGGCAGACGCAGGGCUACCUGAGCUUCACUAAGAGGCGCAGGACUCUGUUCACCGAGAGCAGCACUGUCACACAGAUCUCCGUGCUGGAGAAGUCCAGCCCCAAGGAGCUGCUCUCCUGCGAGUGCCACAACAGCGUCUCCUCUGUCUGA